This is a messenger RNA of Branchiostoma belcheri (Belcher's lancelet), 1723 nucleotides long. RefSeq names its product aromatic-L-amino-acid decarboxylase-like. Gene Ontology annotation, molecular function: aromatic-L-amino-acid decarboxylase activity; pyridoxal phosphate binding. The record is from RefSeq and is a predicted model, not a curated record. The coding region runs from base 11 to 1462 and encodes 483 amino acids. The transcript is spliced from 14 exons. Gene Ontology annotation, biological process: catecholamine metabolic process; amino acid metabolic process; serotonin biosynthetic process. NCBI's taxonomy places the organism in Eukaryota, Metazoa, Chordata, Leptocardii, Amphioxiformes, Branchiostomatidae.
CCCCCCUGCGAUGGACCAUGCAGAGUUCCGGCGGCAGGGGAAGGAGAUGGUGGAUUUCAUCGCAGACUUCAUGGAGGGGAUACAUGACAGACCUGUGUUUCCCAAUGUCAAGCCGGGGUACCUACGAGAGAUGAUACCAGACUGUGCUCCACAGGACCCUGAGAGCUGGGAGGCUGUACAGGCAGACAUCGAGCGUGUCAUCAUGCCGGGGGUGACAUUUUGGCACAGUCCACACUUCCAUGCGUACUUCCCCACUGGGAACUCCUACCCAGCCAUGCUGGGGGACAUGCUGUCUGGGGCUAUUGGCUGUAUAGGCUUCUCUUGGGCCUCCAGCCCUGCCUGUACAGAGUUGGAGACAGUUGUGCUGGACUGGCUGGGGAAGAUGCUGCAGCUGCCAGAGUGCUUCCUGGCCGGAACAUCAGGGGAGGGGGGCGGAGUCAUACAGGGUACAGCUAGUGAAGCAACCCUAGUAGCCCUGCUUGCCGCUCGCUCCAAAGCUGUGCAGAAAUUUAAAACUGAAUAUCCGGACAUGUCUGAUCAUGACAUCAUGAGCAAACUCAUCAUGUACACUUCUGAUCAGGCCCAUUCCUCCGUAGAGCGGGCGGCCAUGUUGGGUGCUGUCAGGUGCAGGAAGUUACAGAGCAGCGAGGACCUCGCGCUGACCGGUCCGGUACUGCAGGCGGCCCUACAGGAGGACAGAGCUCAGGGACUGAUGCCUUUCUUUGUGGUUGCUACGCUGGGGACCACGCCCUCCUGUGCCUUCGACAACUUACAGGAGCUCGGACCCGUCUGUCGUGCGGAGGUCAUGUGGCUGCACGUUGAUGCGGCGUACGCCGGCAGUGCCUUCAUCUGUCCCGAGUACCGACCCCUGCUGGACGGGGUCGAGUUUGCAGAUUCGUUCAACUUUAACCCCCACAAGUGGAUGAGGGUGAACUUUGACUGCUCAGCCAUGUGGAUUCGAAAGCGAGCAGACAUUGUGGACGCCUUUAACUUGGACCCGCUCUACCUCAAACACGACAACCAAGGUUUGGUGACGGAUUAUCGGCACUGGCAGAUCCCGCUGGGUCGCCGGUUCCGCUCGCUCAAACUCUGGUUCGUGUUACGCAUGUUCGGGGUCAAAGGUCUCCAGGAGCAGAUUAGGAAGCAAGUCGGGCUGGCUAAGGAGUUCGAGGUUCUUGUAAGGAGCGACGAUCGGUUUGAGGUGACGGCUAAGGUGGUCAUGGGGCUGGUCUGCUUCCGACUUAAGGGUUCUAACGAGCUUAACGAGCAGCUACUUAAGCAGGUUAACGAGGGAAAGAAGAUCCACCUGGUGCCGUCGCAGGUGAGAGGGACGUACUUCCUGCGGUUUGCCGUCUGUGCCGCCACGACCGAGUCUGGAGACGUGACCUACGCCUGGGACAUCAUCAGCCAGCUGGCCGGAGAGGUUUUAGAGGGACAAAACAGCCAGAACAUGGCUGAGUAGAUACCUCUUCUGUCAGUAUUUACCAAAACUAGAGAAUGAUGUACAAGGAAGGAUUAAAUUCACCAGAGCUAACCGAAGGUCCCGUAUCAAAAUAUAUUAGAGAGAGAUUCUACUGUGGCCAUGUUAGAAAUCAUUUCACAAAUUUGAUACUAGUUCUAAAGGAAUAAAGGAAUCAAACUCAGGUAUACCUGAAGACUUUUAAUUUUAUCUUCAGUAAAAUGUUUUAAUUUAAUCUAUGUUCAGGGAUAUGUUUUAAUUUAU